UGCUCAGCAGACAGUAGCAUCUGAAAGCUGCCUGGGAACAGAAAGGAAAGGAGGGUAGAGAAACAAGGGAGAAAGACUGCAUCUAUAUGGUGGGGAGGGGACGUUUUCUGGCUCCAUUUUAUCUAUCCUAUUUAUCACAGCACCUCCCUCCAGGAGCCAGCAUACAUUUUCAGAUGCACCAAUCCAGCCAGGGUUUCCCAGAUGAUUGAAUGAUAUAGCCCUGAAUCCUAGGAGGAGAGAGGGAGAAAGAGAGAGAGAGAAGCAGAGUGGGGGAGAUUUUGCAGGGAUGUUUAAUAUUCAGGUCAUGUGACCAGAGCAGCAGCAUCCCUGCUUAACUGAAAUAUCCAUUGAAGAAGAAAAAGAAGGCACAUACUCAAGAGAGAGAGAAUCAGAAUCUCAAAAGACAGCGUUUAGGGCAGAGCAAAGCAAGGAGGAACCCCACCCCGAAGAAUCACAAAGAAAGAUUCAUGUUCAAAGGUCCAGCAGAUACUAAGCCUGAAACAGCCAUGUCUGAGCUGGUGCCAGAGGCCCGGCCAAAACCUGUGGUACCAAUGAAACCUGUUGGUAUUAAUUCUAACCUGUUGGGCUACAUUGGAAUUGACACCAUCAUAGAGCAAAUGCGCAAGAAGACUAUGAAAACUGGAUUUGACUUCAACAUCAUGGUUGUAGGCCAAAGCGGAUUGGGAAAAUCAACACUUGUGAACACCUUGUUCAAAUCUCAAGUGAGUCGCAAGUCUUCGGGUUGGAAUCGUGAAGAGAAGAUCCCCAAAACAGUUGAAAUCAAGGCAAUCGGCCAUGUUAUUGAAGAAGGUGGUGUCAAAAUGAAGUUGACAGUGAUUGAUACCCCUGGAUUUGGUGACCAGAUCAACAAUGAAAACUGCUGGGAGCCCAUUGAGAAAUACAUCAAUGAGCAAUAUGAGAAAUUUCUGAAGGAGGAAGUGAAUAUUGCAAGGAAGAAAAGAAUCCCGGACACAAGAGUCCAUUGUUGCAUCUACUUUAUCUCUCCCACAGGUCACUCCUUGCGACCCUUGGAUCUAGAGUUUAUGAAACACUUGAGCAAAGUAGUAAACAUCAUCCCAGUUAUUGCCAAAGCAGACACCAUGACUAUGGAGGAGAAGAUUGAGUUCAAACAGAGGGUCCGGAAAGAACUAGAAGUCCAUGGAAUUGAAUUUUAUCCCCAAAAAGAAUUUGAUGAAGACCUUGAGGAUAAGACAGAGAAUGACAAAAUUAGGCAGGAAAGUAUGCCUUUUGCAGUGGUGGGCAGUGACAAAGAAUAUCAAGUGAAUGGAAAAAGGGUCCUGGGCAGGAAGACACCCUGGGGUGUCAUUGAAGUGGAAAAUCUUAAUCACUGUGAAUUUGCCCUACUACGAGAUUUUGUCAUUAGGACCCAUCUUCAAGAUCUAAAGGAGGUAACACACAACAUCCACUAUGAAACUUACAGGGCUAAGCGACUGAAUGACAAUGGGGGGCUUCCCCCGGUGACAGUAGAGAUAGAAGAAAACCAUGAAAGCAAUCUGUGAAUGAUCCAUUCUGGUCUGCUAUCACCUGCUGUCUCUGAAUUAUAACCACCACUACCAUCUUUUCCCUUGAUUUGAAUUCAGGCCUCUCUUUGAAGCAUGUGGAAUAUUCUUUGUGUGUGCAUACGAGGAAAGAAUCAGGGGUAUAGCCCCUAGCUUUCCUCAAAUGUCCCCAUCUGGUUCUUUUUAAAUUAUUAUAUGAAUUUUGUAUUUUGCACAGCAAACACUAGUCUUCCGUUGUUACAUAUUCCAAGACUCUCAACUGUGCAUAGUAAUUGUGGGAAAUACUGAAGGGGAGUGAUUUGAUCUCUGGAGUCACUUGGAAUGUCUGCAAGGGAAAAAUAAGACUGGUGUAAAGAUGUUGAACGCACUACGGGAACUACAGAGCCAUAUUUUGGAUGUGAGUUUCAUAGGGCUGGAAGAGAAUGGGCUGCUGUGCAGUUGUGGCUUGUUCUAUUGGCUUACUUCUCAGCAAGAAAGUGGACUUAUUUGGAAUUUCCAAUUAAAUCAGUGAGAGGGGUUUAUUGCCAAAUAAAUGCGUUUAGAAUCAAGAUGUCAGUAUGGGACAGAUGGACAGGCUUUGGGUUAUCCUGUUUCCCUUGGAGAGAGGUAAAUUUGUAGUGAGAAAAGCAGAGUUGAGGAUUGAUUCAGAAGUAGUAGAUUUUUUGCUGUGGGAAGGGGGAAAGCAUUUUACAGAAAGAAAUCCCUUUCUACUUGUGAUGCAAAGUAUGUUUUCAUGAUAGGUAUUAUCUUAAGUUGCUGUUAUACAUCCAAGAUGUCUUGAUCCUCAUUGUUAUUCUGCUUUGUUAGAGCUGCUUUCAAGAUAUUUUAACAGACCUAUCAUUGCAAAAAUCCCCUUUAGGUUGCUGCAUCCACUGGAAACAGCAAGAGCUUAACAAGUCUCACUUGUGCCUUUCUUCCUUCUGACCCCUUGACUAUGGGGGGGGGGGGGAACUUUCUGCUAAGCAGAGCUCCUCUUAUGCUGGGAAUAUUCCUCAGAAUGUGUACACUCUGCUGCUCUUCUUUGAUUCCGUGUAGUGGCUUCCUUACACGGAUCUGUGCUCAUUGGAAAUUCUGUUGAGGCUGCAUCUCGUAAUCCACAUGGCUGCCAAUUGUCAACAUCCCAAAAUGGAAUCUGGCAGCUCCAUGCUAGUCCUCACAAUUCCAGAACCUAUUUUUUAAACAAAGAACAAGUACCUGGCACUCAUGGCUAUGGAGAAAAUGUAUCAAGGUGUGUGAGUAGUUUCUGUUGAAGACUUAGGAAGAGGAAAUAGCCUGAGUAGAACUUCCAGUUGUUGAGAUUACAGCAUUAACCUGUAGGAAGCCCAUAUUAGUCCUCUUCUGUCAUCACUGUUUCACACUGCUUCCUAAAAUGCCAUGAACAUAGAUCAAUUUUGUUCCCUCUUUUUUAAAAAAAACCUUUGUUCAUUUUCCGAGGUCAGUGCAUAUAUACAUUCAAUAUUCACUUCUGUACAACAGCUAUUUAAUUAACUAAAAAUUUGUGCCCAGUCUUUCUCUAGAUGGAAAAAGGUAGCUAACCAUUACAUAAGAUUUAGCAAUAGGAAAAAGUCUGAUAUCAACACUAUAUAAUUUAGUAUAUAUACAACAGUCAUAGUUGCCCCAAAAAUAUUAAAAAUGAAUCUGAAAAGAAACAUUUUUCAAAAUGUUUUAAUCUAAUCUGGCCUUGGGAUUGCCUGUUUAAAGAAGAAAUUCCAUAGAACCAGGGAGUCACAGAGAAGCCUCCAUGCCACAUUCUGUGUCCUUUUAUAAACUGAUGAAAUAUGGCUUCUUCAAAUAAUGUGAGAAGAUUUACACAAGAAAUUCUGCAUAAGAUGCUAUUUAUUCAACUACUGUAUUUAAUCUAUUUAAAACAAGCUACUGGCCUGCCAAAAUACUUCCAAGAUAGUUUACAAAGGUUUUUUUUAAUGUAAUGAUAAAAAUUAGCACAAAGUUAACAAUAAAGCCACUGCAUAAAGCAAUACCAUAAAACCACAGCAUAAAACUAACAUUUUUAUGGUACUUUUUAAAUCCCAGUCUUUCUCCAGUGAGUUUAGGUGGUCACGUACAUGGUUCUCCAUGCUCUACAUUUUCUGUGAGGAAGGUUAGAGUGAAAGAUUGUGAUUGGUUUAAGAAUAGCCAGUGAACUGGGACUCUGAAGACAGGUCUCUCCAGUUCUAAUCUAGCACACUAAAUACUUUAGGAAACUAAAGUUGUUGUUUUUUAAAUUGACAUUUCCAAGAAGAUAAAGAAAUUCUAAACUAUAAAGCAGGCCAACAACCAGCAACAAAACAUACUGAUUUUUUGAAAGCUCAGAUUAAACAACUACAAGAAACCACCUUCAAUAUCAAGUCAGAUGCCUGGGAAAAGAAUAAUUCCCCCUUCCCCCAGUAGUAGGACAAGGUAAAUGAUUGUCAAUGACAAGGUGACGCAACAGAAAAAGCCCUAUCUCUGGCAGUCACCCAGCAUCUUUCUGAUGGAGGAAACACACAAAACAGGACAGCUGAAAAUGACCUUGUUUGACAUGUAUAUAUGGAAGCAUCUGAUAGCUUGAUCCUGGACCAUUAUGUAUUUAUAAGUGCAUAUACAGGAUGAAGUUUCUUGCUUUAAAGGUAAAUGCUAGCACUUUGACUUGUGCCCAGAAAUAAACAGGCAACCAAUGGAGCUUUUUGAACACUGAUGAGAUGUGUUUCUUGAAAAAGACACCACCUAACAAUCUCGUUGCUGCAUUUUGAACCACCUGAACUGUCCUCAAAGGUACCUUUUAACCUACGCAAGACCAGACCAUGGACAACAAAGACCAGAUCUUGCUUCUCAAAGCAGGCUAUAACUGCUGCACUUACUGAAGUUGAUUAAAAAUGCUACAUGCUUCAGAAGCAGCCUGUAUAUCAGUUUCCAGAGGCGUGGAUCUAAUGGCAUGCACAAACCCUUAGGAGGGCAUCUCCAUCCUAGAAUAGACGGUACCCUCACUUCUUGAUUAGCCAUAUUAUUAGUCAUCAGCACCUGACUGGACUGUAUUUCAGUGUAUCAGCCAGUCCAUUACUGCUUCCAGAUAACUGUUCAGAAUAUCAAUCAUCGCAUCAGAUUCUGCUGAAAAGGAGAAAUGAAGUUCCAUGUCACUGGCAUUCUAAUGCUGACUCCAAAUCACAAUGCAACCUGUCCCAGUAAUUUCAAGCAAAUGGUAUGCAGCACAGGAUGGAGCUCUGCAGGACUCCCGGGUAGAAUGUAGUUGAGCAGCUGUCCCACAGCGCCAUCUUCUGGAAGCCAGAUAGGAAUUGAACCACCAAAAUGGAACCACCCAUCUCAGUUAGCCCAUCCAGGAUAUCAUGGCUGGUGAUACUGAAAACCAUUGAGAGGUUCUAUAGAAUCAACAGGAUCACACUGUCUCUUGCCUGGUGAAGGUGACCAUCAAGGUAUGGCAUA
Sphaerodactylus townsendi is the source of this 4937-nucleotide messenger RNA. It is a transcript of the gene SEPTIN3, whose product is annotated as septin 3. The coding region runs from base 468 to 1520 and encodes 350 amino acids. The transcript has 10 exons. Gene Ontology annotation, molecular function: GTPase activity; molecular adaptor activity; GTP binding. Gene Ontology annotation, cellular component: microtubule cytoskeleton; cell division site; septin complex. Gene Ontology annotation, biological process: cytoskeleton-dependent cytokinesis. Lineage: Eukaryota; Metazoa; Chordata; Lepidosauria; Squamata; Sphaerodactylidae. The record is from RefSeq and is a predicted model, not a curated record.